AUGUUCUGUGCAAUUAGUGGGAAACCACCUAUAAAAGCUGUUCUUUCACCUAAUUCCAAAUGUAUAUUUGAACAGCAUCUAAUCGAACAGUAUAUUGAACAGAAAGGAACAGAUCCCAUAACGGAUGAUCCAUUACAAAAAACAGAUUUGGUUGAAAUCAAUGCGACUCCACAGCAGAUAUCACUUUCAGAAUCAUUGAGCUCGUCUACUAUCGCAAACAACUAUAGCAUUCCAAGUCUAUUGUCAACUUUGCAGAAAGAAUGGGAUGCAGUAAUGCUCGAGAAUUUCGAAUUAAGGAAGCAGUUAGACGUUUGUAAAAAGAAUCUCAGUGAUACACUUUACAGGUUUGACGCUGUUGCAUCAGCGGCAGCAAAAGCUUUUGUAGAGCGAGAUCAGCUGAAGCAAGAAUUAGCAGAACUUACAUCGGCAAUAACUUCCUCGAAUGUCGAAAAUGAUGGAACUAUUGAUAAACUCCAGAACUCAGACCAAAUUCUAUCAGACUUUACUUCAGAAUUAUCGACGAAAUCUCAAGAGUACGUGACAAAUUCCAAAAAGUCUAAGAAAAAGCUACAACACUUCUCCAACGUUUCAGUCGUUCAAUCGACAGAUUUCUCUGAAAUUGAUUUGAUUAGCAGAAAUCAGCAUGUCAAUCUUAAUGAAAGAUCUGUUGUUGUAAAAGAUAAUGACAAAGCUUUUGUGUUUGGACCUCAAGAUUCUAUUCUUGAUGUGUCACAAGCCACAGAAUAUCUGGUGGAGUUUAAAGACGUUCUAUACACCUUCACCCAGGGACUAUUAGCAGCGUAUGACCUUCAUACAAAGUCUUUGUUGUAUGAAGAAGUUUUGGAAGGAACUGAUGGGCCAGUGAUAUUUAUGGCUUAUCCUCAUCAAAUAUCGGAUUCUUACUUCUUAUUCGUAACUGAAAGAGGUACAAUAUAUGGGUAUGAAGUUACCAAAAAAGCACUGUUCACCAUCUCACAAGUUAAAUUGAACGAUUCCGUUCAAUUUGUGAAUUAUCAUAAAGAUGGAGCUCUUCUUGCUAUUGGUAACCAAAACGAAGGUGUAUAUGUAAUAAACCUAUUGGCUGCUACAAAAGAUCCGAUUAAAUUUUCAACUGGCUUCCCAGCUAAAAGAGUAGACUUUGGUUUGAACGGUUAUUGGAUGUUUGUCUUUGGUGAUUCUGACUUGAAUGUUUACGAUUUAAGAAAGGAUCCAGGCACCUUGGCAAUGGAACCACUUUCUUUCGCUGAGAAUAUCAUCAGUGUGGAGUUGGACGAUACAGCUAAAGGUUUUUUCGUAAGCAUGGGUAAUUCACAAGUACAAUGGUAUGAGUAUGUUAAGGGACAGUCAUUUGUCGAAAAAUCUACUCUUCCGAUCGAAACAAAUACAGCAGAAUCCAUGACAUUGGUAAAAAUAGAUCAAGGAUAUUUCUUGAACGUCAUCUCGGAGAAUAAAUGCAUAACAUAUGAGUUGAAGUAG
Molecule: messenger RNA, 1476 nt
Organism: Kluyveromyces lactis
Lineage: Eukaryota; Fungi; Ascomycota; Saccharomycetes; Saccharomycetales; Saccharomycetaceae
Gene: PRP19
Product: E3 ubiquitin-protein ligase PRP19
Exons: 1
Coding region: 1-1476 (491 amino acids)
Biological process (GO): mRNA splicing, via spliceosome; protein ubiquitination; DNA repair
Cellular component (GO): U2-type catalytic step 1 spliceosome; cytoplasm; Prp19 complex
Molecular function (GO): protein binding; ubiquitin protein ligase activity
Source: RefSeq, a predicted model, not a curated record